AUGGCUUUGAGGAACCACAGCACCAUCACUGAGUUUAUUCUCAUUGGGCUAUCUGACGACCCCCACAUCAAGGCUCUACUCUUUGUGCUCUUCCUGGGGAUUUACCUCCUGACCAUGAUAGAGAACCUGAUGAUACUGCUGAUUAUCAGGGCUGACUCCCACCUCCACACACCCAUGUACUUCUUCUUGAGGAAUCUAUCAUUUGUGGACCUCUACUUCUCUUGCGUCACUCUGCCCAAACUACUGGAGGACCUCCUGUCUGAGGAAAAAACCAUCUCAGUAGAGGGUUGUCUGGCCCAGGUCUUCUUUGUGUUUAUAGCUCCAGGGACUGAAGCCUAUUUGCUCUCAGUAAUGGCCUAUGAUCACUAUGCCGCCAUCUGCCAUCUGCUGCUCUAUGGCCAGGUGAUGAGCAACCAGCUCUGUGUGAGGCUGGUGUUGAUCUCGUGGGGCCUGACCUCUCUUGAUGCGGUCAUCAUUGUGCUUUUGGCUAUCAAUCUAGACUUUUGUGAGGCCCAAACCAUAUACCACUAUACCUGUGAGCUGCCCUCCCUCCUCCCUCUCUCUUGCUCUGACGUCUCCAUCUAUAUUGAUAUCUUGAUCUGCUCAAUUUUACUACAUGGUCUUGGGACCUUCCUCCCAAUCUUCUUCUCCUACACCCGCAUUGUCUCUACCAUCCUGGGCAUCAGCUCCACCACAGGCAGAAGCAAGGCCUUCUCCACCUGCUCCUCCCACCUCAUUGCUGUGAUCCUGUUCUUUGGCUUAGGUAUGCUUCGUUAUCUCAUGCCUCCCUCUGGUUCCUCCCUUGAUUUACUCUUCUCUAUCCUCUCAUCUACAGCCUCAAAAACAAUGAAGACAGCUGUGAAAAGGACACUGAGGAAAUAUCGACAAUAUUUCAUGGUGUGA
Molecule: messenger RNA, 903 nt
Organism: Phacochoerus africanus (Common warthog)
Lineage: Eukaryota; Metazoa; Chordata; Mammalia; Artiodactyla; Suidae
Product: olfactory receptor 8S1-like
Exons: 1
Coding region: 1-903 (300 amino acids)
Biological process (GO): G protein-coupled receptor signaling pathway
Cellular component (GO): membrane
Molecular function (GO): olfactory receptor activity; G protein-coupled receptor activity
Source: RefSeq, a predicted model, not a curated record